AUGGCGGCGAACGGCAUGAAGGUGGCGCUGCACCGGCAGGUCUCCGGGGGUUCGAUGAAGCACAACUCGGAGCUCCGGCGCCAGGCGUCGCUCGAGUCCCCUCGGACGGGGCGGGCCACCAGCCGGUUCCUGUUCGGGCGGCAGUCGUCCAUGGACCCGAACCGGCGGCGCGGCCGGAGCCAGAGCCCCAUGGGGUCGGGCACGGCGGCGGAGGACCUGAGCGUGCCGGAUAACCUGGACGCCACGAUGCAGCUGCUCUUCUUCGCGUGCCAGGGCGACGCGCUGGGCGUCGAGGGCCUGCUGCGGAGCGGCGUCGACGUCAACAGCAUCAAUCUCGACGGCCGCACCGCGCUGCACAUCGCCGCCUGCGAGGGCCACCGCGACGUCGUCAGGAUUCUGCUCAGCUGGAAGGCCAACAUCGACGCGCGCGACCGCUGGGGAAGCACGGCAGUAGCUGAUGCCAAGUUUUAUGGCCACUCCAAGGUCUACGAUCUCUUGAAAAUUCAUGGUGCAAAGAUUCCGAGAACCAAGAGGACACCGAUGAUGGUAUCGGUCCCAGGCGAGAUACCAGAGUACGAGUUGAACCCCGGAGAGGUCCAAUUCCGGCGAGGCUGUGAUGUUACACCGGGCAUGUACCACAUCGCGAAAUGGAAUGGCACCAAGGUUUCCGUAAAAAUACUUGACAGAGACGGUUGCUCCGAUCAAGAAGCCGCAAACUCUUUCAGGCAUGAACUGACUGUACUGGAGAAGGUCCGACACCCUAAUGUAGUUCAGUUCGUCGGAGCCGUCACUCAGAGUAUACCUAUGAUGAUUGUUUCUGAACUCCAUGAGGAGAAAGACUUAUCAGUCUGUAUCCAGAAAAAGGGAAAGUUAAAUGCUCACAAGGUGCUAAGAUAUGGCCUUGAUAUUGCCAGGGGCAUGACCUAUCUCCAUCAGUGCAAACCGGACCCCAUCAUCCACUGCGACCUAAAGCCAAAGCAUAUCUUCCUGGAUAGUGGAGGCCAACUGAAAAUCGCGGGGUUCGGAGUGACAAGGGUGUCGAAGAUCAGGCCCGACAAAGUGAGACUGAUCAACCAUGGUGCUCUCGUUGACAGCUUCAGCUACCACACUGCACCUGAGCUGUACAGAAACGACGCGUUCGACUCGAGCGUGGAUGCCUACUCAUUCGGCUUCAUCCUGUAUGAGAUGGUUGAAGGAUCAGUGAGGACGCCAGAGGAUUCAGGACACACGAUCCGGUUCGAGGGGAUGCGGCCAUCACUGAAGGGCAAGCUCAAGGGCUAUCCUCCAGACUUCAAAGCGCUGGUGGAGGAAUGCUGGCACCCCCAGGCCAUGGCUCGGCCGACAUUCUCGGAGAUCAUCAUCCGGCUCGACAAGAUCUAUAACAACUGCGACAGGCAAGGGAGCUGGAAGGAAUCGCUCAAGCUUUGCAAGAUCAGACUCUUUCGGGUUCACUGCUUGCUUUGUGGCGCGUCUCUGGCUCUCCUAGAGUGGAUCCACAAUGCCAAAGUCGCAAUUGUUGUUGGAGUGGCAACAAAGCUGUCAACGAUGACACGCUGCGUUCACUUUGUUAGGAGGUCAGGGCUUGCCGUGAGUAGGUGGCGGCGUGAUAGGGAAUUUGACUGA
Molecule: messenger RNA, 1623 nt
Organism: Miscanthus lutarioriparius
Lineage: Eukaryota; Viridiplantae; Streptophyta; Magnoliopsida; Poales; Poaceae
Source: the annotation of a GenBank genome assembly